Molecule: messenger RNA, 187 nt
Organism: Racocetra persica
Lineage: Eukaryota; Fungi; Glomeromycota; Glomeromycetes; Diversisporales; Gigasporaceae
Source: the annotation of a GenBank genome assembly
AACCAGUUUUUGGGCGGGAAAGUUAAGCAAGCGAGCAGUCAGCCAAGAAUACGGGUUAAUCAACCAAGAAAUAGAAAAUUCAGUUUUGGUGGAUAGUAUGGGAGUGGGCGGGCAGGCUGAACUGGAACAGCGAAUUAUGACCCGACAGAGCCGAAAACAAAAAAUGUUCUUUAAGAGAAAGUUGCUA